UAACGACACAACGUUUUCUGGAAUCGACUAUAAUAGAGUUUUUUUUUUUUUACAUUUUAAUUGUCAUACAAGAAGAAGACAGAAGGCGAGAAAAUGGGACGUACCGCAAUACCUAUAUUGAUGGCUGUGCUGUCCCACUGCAUGUGGAGAAACAUCGAGGCCCUGGCCAUGACUGAGGUGAAUGGACCAGGCCCCCUGGCGGCAGAACCACAGAUUGCCAUGUUUUGUGGCCUUCAGCUUCUGCACAUGAACCUAGAGACCGGCCAGUGGGAACCGGACCCUCAGGGCCACCAGGGCUGUUUCACCGAGCCCAGCCAAAUCUUGUCCUACUGUCAGGAGAUGUAUCCAACUCGGCAGAUCUCCCAUGUAGAGGAGUCAUCGAGUCCUGUCACUAUCCCUGCCUGGUGUAAGAAGGGCUGGGGUCACUGCCAGACACGUCCUUACAUUGUCCUCCCCUACCGCUGUCUAGAGGGGGAGUAUGUGAGUGAGGCCCUGCUGGUUCCUGACCGCUGCCGUUUCCUCCAUCAGGAGCAGAUGGACGCCUGUGAGAGCUAUGUUUACUGGCACAACAUCGCUAAGGAGGCAUGCACGGCAGAUGGUCUGGAGCUCCACAGCUAUGGGAUGUUGUUGCCAUGUGAAGACCGUUUCCGGGGCGUGGAGUAUGUGUGCUGUCCCGGAAGGGGUGGUUCCAGCGGCAAGGGGAGACAGAUGGAGGAGAGGCUCUCCGCUACCGGACCACAGACACUCACUUCUCAGGCCAAUGGAAAACUCAAUUCUGGCCUCAAAGUGACAGUACCCACUCCUAGCCCUUCACCAGACACGGAUGUGGAUGAAGCAGAUAUGGAGGAGGAGGACGAAGAGGUGGUGGAGGAAGAGGAGGAGGAGGAGGAGGACGAGGUGGAGGAUGAGGUGGAGGAAGAGGAGGACGAUGAUGAUGAGGAGCAGGAAGAGGAAACACCAGCGGUGAAGGAACCGGAUGAGUAUGAGUACCCAAUCGACUCGGGUCCCUACCAGGCCUCUGACUAUCAGUACUCCUUGUACUACGAGAAGAGCCAGGGACGCAAACCCACCACCUCUGUACCUCUGACACGAGGAGACAGCUUGCCCACACCUCGCCCCACAGAUGGUGUUGAUGUUUAUUUUGAAAUGCCGGGGGACGACAGUGAGCAUGCCAACUUCCUGCGUGCUAAAAUGGACCUGGAGGAGCGGAGAAUGAAGCGCAUCAAUGAGAUCAUGAAGGAGUGGGCGGAGGCGGACAACCAGUCAAAGAAUCUGCCGAAGUCUGAGCGACAGGCCCUCAAUGAGCACUUCCAGUCUGUGCUGCAGACGCUGGAGGAGCAGGUAGCCGGGGAGCGGCAGAGGCUGGUAGAGACUCAUCUUGCCAGGGUGGUGGCUACACUCAACAAUAACCGCCGCCUGGCCUUGGAGAGCUACUUGACAGCAGUGCAGACCGUGCCCCCACAGCCAGAGCGUGUGCUGCAAGCUCUGAAGCGGUACAUGGCUGCUGAGCAGAAGGACCGCAGACACACUCUCAGACAUUACCAGCAUAUCGAGGCUGUGGACCCCCAAAAGGCUGAGCAAAUGAAAUUUCAGGUGUACACACAUCUUCAUGUGAUCGAGGAGAGGAUGAACCAGAGUCUUGCUUUGCUGAACAAGGUCCCUGCCCUGGCUGAGGAGCUGCAUGAUGAUAUCAAGGAGCUGGUGAAAGCAGAGCGAGGAGACAUCAGUGAGCUCAUGACCACUUCCUUCUCAGAAACUCGCACUACCGAGGAACUUCUGCCGGCUGAGAGCGAAGAGGAAAAGGACGAUGAAGAGGAGGAAGAGAGAGCCUUCCAGAAUAGGCCCUACCCUCCCCGUAUUGAACCACAACCAAAUAAGAAAGUGUCUGCAAUGGAUGAAUAUGAUUACACAACGUCCGAACGAGGUCCCACUUAUGAGUAUGAGGAAAAGAUCAACACCUCUGUGGAGCUCAAGCAGGUGGUCUACAAGUCUGCUGACAUCCAGAGAGAUGAACUGCAACCUGACGCCCUGGAGACUUUUAACCGCGGCGCCAUGGUGGGCUUACUGGUGGUGGCUGUGGCAAUCGCCAUGGUGAUGGUGAUCAGCCUGCUACUGGUGCGCAGGAAGCCGUAUGGUACCAUCAGUCAUGGCAUUGUAGAGCAGGUCGACCCCAUGCUCACCCCAGAGGAGCGCCAGCUCAACAAAAUGCAGAACCAUGGCUACGAAAACCCUACCUACAAAUUCUUUGAACAAAUGAACUGAGGUGCUGGGCCUGGCAAAAGGGCCGUGCCCAAUCACUUGUUUCCCCCCUCACACACACACACACACACACACAUACACACACACACACACACACCCACACCCACACCCACACCCACACCCACACACACACAGACAUCAUCCCCACCCCACCUAUAAAGGUGGAGUCCCAGCUACAUUGUAUUUAUGAUGUAUUGUGACGAUUAAAUAACUGACAAACAAAAUGGGGUACAUUGAAAAACACAUUGUAAAUGACCAGUAACAACCAAUUAUCAUCACCAGAAUGUGAAUUGAUGGAUCUUAUACCAACUCACCUUAUCUACUGUAAUCUCUUCCUCUCUCCUCUUCUGGUGUAGAAUCAGAAGAUUUGUCUAUUUCAUUUUCAGCACUACAGCUUUCAGAUAGUGUUGGCCAACAAUGUACCAACACUCCUAGGCUAGGAGGAUGGUACCUCCUCCUCUAUGAUGAGACUAGGAGUCGCAUUAGAUGAUACUAGUCCUAGUCUAGUCUAGUCAUCAGAUGAUACUAGUCCUAGAUGAGACUAGG
Messenger RNA from Lampris incognitus (smalleye Pacific opah), 2805 nucleotides. RefSeq names its product amyloid beta (A4) precursor-like protein 1 (gene aplp1). Gene Ontology annotation, biological process: axonogenesis; central nervous system development. The record is from RefSeq and is a predicted model, not a curated record. NCBI's taxonomy places the organism in Eukaryota, Metazoa, Chordata, Actinopteri, Lampriformes, Lampridae. Gene Ontology annotation, cellular component: Golgi apparatus; plasma membrane. Gene Ontology annotation, molecular function: alpha-2B adrenergic receptor binding; transition metal ion binding; alpha-2A adrenergic receptor binding.